Molecule: messenger RNA, 1033 nt
Organism: Harmonia axyridis
Lineage: Eukaryota; Metazoa; Arthropoda; Insecta; Coleoptera; Coccinellidae
Product: cold shock domain-containing protein CG9705
Exons: 3
Coding region: 546-899 (117 amino acids)
Biological process (GO): regulation of mRNA stability
Cellular component (GO): cytoplasm
Molecular function (GO): mRNA 3'-UTR binding
Source: RefSeq, a predicted model, not a curated record
UCUUUGUUCCUUGCGACGGCUGUGAUUCCUUCUUCCUACUUCUUGUAUACAUACAAAAAAGUCCUUGAACUACUUCUAAUUAAACAACAAUGUUACCACCCUUAUAAUAUUGAAACCAUUUUGAAGUAAUUUUUAUUUGGAAUAAACAAAAUAUGUUACAACGAUUUUUGCAUAUAUUCAAGAAAAUUUUAUCAAUGUAGAAUUAAAAAAAAUUAGAAACAAAUUUGAAUAUUACCUUGAAUGAUGGAAAUCUUUCUUAUUACUUUUUGUAAAAUUUAAAUGGAAAAUUUCUAUUUUUAGCUUAAUAUACUUGAUUACUUAAUUAGUCCAUGAAUUUAACAUUUGUUUUAUGUUUGUUUUACUAUCCGAGCCUAGGGGAAAUUCAUCUGCAUUAUUUGGCAACUUCGAUGUUUGCUUAGAGAUGUAAAUUUGCGGUUUUUUCGUUGCAUGUGCAAUUGAUAGCACUUUUAUGUUAUUUAUUAUAUAUUUUAAAUUUUGGCAAAUACUUCGAUAAUUAAAUUCAAUAAAGACUUGCUUUCAAUAAUAUGGCCGAUACAUCUGGUGAUCCUAACAAAGGAAUUCCCCUCUUAAUUCCUAGUCCUUUAAUCACUAAAAGGAACAGAACACCUUCAACGUGUGAACGGAUAGUUCCGAAAAAUGUUUUAGGUGUCAUAAAAGUAUUCUGCAGAGAAAAAGGUCAUGGUUUCAUAUCACCGGAAGAUGGAACAGAAGAUAUUUUCGUUCAUAUUUCUGAUAUAGAAGACGAGUAUGUUCCUUUACCUGGUGAUAGAGUGAAAUAUCAGUUAUGCCCAUUUCCACCCAGAUUCGAAAAAUAUCAGGCAGUUCAUGUGAAAAUUGUUGAAUUGAAUAAAGAAGUCCAUAAAAGGUGGAACAGUUGAAGAUUAUGAAAUACAGAAUAAAGGUUGAAACAACUAAGAAUAUAAUGAAAAAUGCUUUGGGAAAAUUAGUUAAUUGCUAUUUAUAUUUGGAUGAAUAUACAAAAUGCUUGUUUGAUAAAUUGCCUCCAGUAAAA